AUGAAGCGCCUGAGCUCGCUCUGCUGCAGAAUUUUGCUGAUUCCUGGUGUGCUUGCGGAAAAGGGAAAGGGAUCCUUGAACCUCUGUCUCAGAACAGGAGAACAGGACAAGACUGAAAUAAAGGAUGCUGUGACAUCAAAACCAGUCAUCCAGUUUCAAGGAAGCCAAGGGCACAUCGCCAUCCCGAGGCCCGAUCGACCGGCAGAAGUGCGGACCUUCACCUUUUAUCUCUCCAAUAUUGGCAAGGACAGCCCCCAGGGGAGCUUUGACUGCAUCCAGCAGUAUGUGUCCAGCAAUGGCAAUAUCCAUUUGGAUUGCCUGGGAAGCAUACAGGAUAAAAUCACCGUGUGUGCUACUGAUGAUUCCUACCAGAAGGCGAGGCAGAGCAUGGCACAGGCAGAGGAGGAGACUCGCAGCCGGAGCGCCAUAGUCAUUAAACCUGGGGGGAGAUAUGUAGGCAAAAAGGUUCAGGUGCGUAAACCUGCACCAGGAGCUUCCGAUGCUGUUCCCUCCAGGAAGCGCCCAACGCCAGUCAACCUUGCCAGUGCAAUAAAGAGAGGCAAUAGUGCGAUUUCCCAGAGACCCUUCAAAGAUAGGGUUGUGCACUUACUGGCACUAAAGCCUUAUAAGAAACCUGAACUUAUUCUCAGAUUGCAGAAGGAUGGACUUUCUCAGCAGGACAAGGAUUUGCUGGAUAACCUUCUGCAACAGGUGGCAAAUCUGAGUGCCAAGGACAGCACUUUCACACUGAAAGAUUGUGUAUACAAAGAAGUGCAGAAGGACUGGCCUGGCUACUCAGAAGGAGAUCAGCAGUUGUUGAAGAGGAUCCUCGUUAGGAAGCUGUGCCAGCCCCAGAACAGCGGCGCUUUCCAGGGAGAAGCUCCUUCCCUGAGCCCUCCGAAGGACACCCUCAACUCCAGCUCUCCCCCUCAGAAACGAUCCCAACCUCUGGAGUUCAUCGACCCUCUAGCCAACAAAAAGCCCAGGAUCUCACAUUUGGCUCACAGAACCCAACCCACUCUCAACGGGAAGCUGAAUUCCUCCAACGGGAAGGACACGCCGGCCCCCCCUGCCCUGCCCCCGGCUCUGCCGGAGCCGGUCGGCUCCAGCUCCUCCCUGCCCGCCCUGGAGCUGCCCAGACCCCACGAUCCCCUCUCGGAUGUCAGCAACGACCUGACUCACAACGGCAGAGACUGUGAGAGCACGGAGCCUCCCGACAGACUGAGUCACCCCCUGCCCACAGACUGUGCCCAGAGCAGCAAACACAACUGCGGCUCCUACGUCAAAUCCAAGAAAAAAUCCAAAAAGCACAAAGACAAGGAGAAGGAGAGGAAGGAGAAGAAGAGCGAGGAGAAGUGCAAAGAGGAGAAGCAGAACUGUGAAGUAAUAAAAAACGCUGAUUUAGUUAGUGUUGCCCAGGAGCAGGUGGCAGGUUUAAAUGGAACAUGCAAUAAUUCUAGUGUACCAACAUCAACUUCAGAAAUGCCAGAUUAUUUAUUAAAAUACGCAGCCAUUUCCUCCUCGGAGCAGCGUCAGAGCUACAAAAACGAUUUCAACGCGGAAUACAACGAGUACAGGGACUUGCACGCCCGGAUAGAGCGGAUAACCCGACGGUUCACCCAGCUGGACGCCAAGCUGAAGCAGCUUUUGCAAGGCUCUGAGGAGUACAAGACCAUCCACGAUCAAAUUUUACAGGAAUAUCGGAAAAUUAAAAAGACAAACCCCAAUUACAGCCAAGAGAAGAACCGCUGCGAAUACCUCCACAACAAACUGGCCCACAUCAAAAAACUGAUAGCAGAGUAUGACCAGCAGCAGUUUUAGCUGCCACUCACCCCUGGACUGGGUAGGGCAAACCAAAAUCCAGUCACCCUGGACAGUUUAAGUUCCCUUUUAUACACCCAAAAUCCCUUUCAGAGACGAGCAUUAAUUCCUCGUGGUUGAAGAACUUGGGGAUGACUUUAAGAUGCCAGAUCUGUCAUGUCCACGUCCAGCACGCUCCUCCCGAGUUUUUAAGCCUCUCUGAAUGUUGGAAUGUAACAAAAUGGAUAACAAAAAAAAAAACACAAAAAAAAAAACCAAAACAAAACCCAAACAAACAGAAAAAAAACAAACAAACAAAAAAAUUCUGCUUCUUUGAAGCCAGCGUUUGACACUUAAGGGAAAAACUUGCCUAAAGUGACCGAAGCUCCCAAAGGUUAAGAAUCUGUAGCUUUCAUGGAUUAAAAGUUUGGCAUGAAGUUGUAAUUUCCCCCUGGCCCAGCUCCACGUGGGUUACAAAUUGUCCUACAAAUGGUGAGGAACUGGAAUUGCUGCUAGGACUGUUUGGAAUGAGAGCUGCGUGCUCCCGGCUCCGCGGAAAUACACCAACGUUCCCUGAGCUCUCCUUGUCUGGCCCUGCUUUGUCAUUGUCAUCCUCGGGGGGUGGUGGUGGCAGCACAGGGGGGUCCCCUGGGGCUCAGCACCUUGCCCAGGGCAGAGGUGGAUCCCAAAAAAACCAACCCCAAACCCCCUUCUUUUUAUUUUAUUUUUCCUUUUUGCUUUGUUCUGGUGCAAACCUCCUGCCCAGUUCACCUCCAGUGCUGGGAAGUUGAAGAACCCAUCUGCUUUUGACUUUUCUAAUUUUCUACCGAGGCAACCAGUUUUAUUAAUUGCUAAUGAGACUAUGGUCUAUUUUUGUAUCAAAAAAAAAAAAAAUUAGGAAAGAAAAAAGCUUUUUUUUUUUUUUUCCUUUCUAGAACUGUGCCUCCCUUUUCCUUUUAGGCCAAGUGCUCGGGACCUUUUUUCUUUGCAGUAUUACUAAAACUGACCCAAGAGUCACCCAGAGGAGUGACUUUAUUCCUUGAUCCAUGAGAGGAGGGGGUGGGGGGGUGCUCUGCUCUCUCCUGGGAUAUUUUUUAUUUUUUAUUUUGUGUGUGUGUGUCUUUGCAAGGCAGCAGCAAAUCCUUGUGAGAGCAGCAAGGUGCUGUUUUCCCACGCAGAUCCCUUCCACUGGUGUGCUUUAUCUCAGCCAGCUUCUCCCUGCAGUCCUGCUUCCUGAUUUUUAUUUUUUUUUUUUUUUUAAUUCUUUGGAUUGAAGGGAACGUUUUAGAGUAUGGCCAGGGUGUGAGAAACACUCCAAAAAGCACAAAGGUGUCCUUUAACUCUGCUGUUCCUUUCUUUCUCUCCCCUCUCCCCUUUUUAAUCCUGCCAGCCUGUGGGAUUUGACUUCUUCCCGCUUCCGUUUAUCUCAAAGUAAAGGAUUCCUUCCCUGUGGAGUCUCCUUCCCUUGGAGGUUGCACUGAAGAGCCUUUCACCCUUUGAAGGAGAGGAAUGGCAGAGUUAAGGAGGGAAACACUUCUUCAAACAAGGAGUAACUUGGAGGUUUUUUGGUUUUUUGGUUUUUUUUCCCCCUGCCCCAAACGAAUCGUGGGUCCAUCUGCUGUAUUAAAAAAUAGGAGAUAAAACGAUUAAUAAUUAUUAUUUUUAUUAUUAUAAUUUCAUUGUUGUCACACAGCCAGGGCCACUGCUUUUUGCUUUGUCACUUUAUUCUGAGGUCUCUCCCUGUGCAUCCAGGGCUUGACCGUCCCCUUCUCCCAGGGAAAGGUGGCAGCCAGAGGGACACGGUGGCCCUGGGGACGCCACUGGAAUUCCACCAGUCUCCCACUGGUGCUCAGCCCCAAACCCCUGGAGAAGGAGGGUGGGAAGAGAUUCUGUGCCCAAGGAGCGCAGGGGGAGCACCCCAGAACCCCCCCAGGGCAUUCCUGCUGGGAACCCCGGGGGUCAGGAACGCUUUGCUCCCGUCCCUCCCUUCCCCAGAUCCAACCCCGAGCUCGCCACCUGCCUCUGGUGCUUCUGGAAAAUGCUGGGAGUUUCUGUCUGGAGAACUUGGUGGGGCUCCGUGGGGUUCCUGCCGGGAAUCGCGCGCGGGGGGAGCCCUGGGGAUCCGGGAGGGGACGAGGAGAAGCUGGGAUGUCCCAAAUCCUCAGCCCCGCUCCGGGCUCGUCGCUGCACAGCCCAGCACCUGCCCAGCUCCACCACUCUGGGCUGCAAAAACUGAAUUUCCCCGGUGCUGGGGCUUCGUUCCGGCUGCGGAGGAGGCGGAACUCGGGAUGGCAGAAGAGGCAGCAGCUACAAACCCAGGAUGAGUAAAUUCUUCCAUGGAAACACUUCUCCUGAUCCUUAAUAUUUUACAAGGAGGAGUGUUUGUUGUUUUUUUUUCUUUUUUGUUGUUGUUGUUGUUGCUUGGGGAGGGGGGGAUAGAGAUGGAUCUCAAUCUUUAUACAUCUGCUAUAAGAUAUUUUUGCAAACAGAGUUGUAUACAAAGAUGUAUUGUGUACAUUUACAUGUAUAUUCUGGAACUUCUAAAAAAUUUGAAUAUAAAAAAAAAACCCUGAAAAUAUUUAAUGAAUUAUCCAAACUGUGAGACCCAAUUAGCAUCCACCAACUUCCUGCUUCACUUUUCUUUUGGACUGUGUUAAAGAAUUGUAGUCGAAUCUGCCUUUUUAUUUUUCUUUUUUUUUUUAUUUUUCUUUUUUUUUUUUUUUUUUCUUUUUAGAGACGACGAAGCUUAGGCAAAAUUUUGUGCUUUUUGGGUUAAUAGAAACCAGUUCUAGGUGAUUAAGUAUGAUCUUAACUUAUUGAUACUGUGUUUUACUUUGUAAUAUUGUACUGUGGAUAAAAAAACUAUAUUGAGCCAUGGAGUUGGAGUUUACAAAAGAGCUUUUCACUUUGCCAAAAUGUUACAAUUUCAAGGCAGCAUAGUCUUCAGCUUUCCUAAUCUUUUUUCUUAAGAGCUAGUGUCCUUUUUUUGUACACUAAAAAAGCUGAAUGCUGAUUUUGCAACAUAUAAUAAAUUCACUGUAUUGGAAAACAA
This is a messenger RNA of Cyanistes caeruleus (blue tit), 4852 nucleotides long. NCBI's taxonomy places the organism in Eukaryota, Metazoa, Chordata, Aves, Passeriformes, Paridae. The record is from RefSeq and is a predicted model, not a curated record.